Molecule: messenger RNA, 867 nt
Organism: Orbicella faveolata
Lineage: Eukaryota; Metazoa; Cnidaria; Anthozoa; Scleractinia; Merulinidae
Molecular function (GO): oxidoreductase activity
Source: RefSeq, a predicted model, not a curated record
AUGGCUCAAGAUGACUGNACUGGUGCAACAAACCCUAUUUACAGAGACGAAUAUAGAAGAAUAUGCAAAAUUCAUUCAAAGAUGCCCACCAAACUUCUUCAUCACAUGCCUCAGAUAUUUCUCCCUUGGCACAGAUGGUAUUUGCUGGAAUUUGAAAAUUUUCUUCGUCAAAUUGACUGUCGAGUGACAAUUCCUUACUGGGACUGGAGCAAGGAUGCAAAGCAUUGGGCCAGAGCGACUGAGAUAGGCGAUAUUUGGAAUCCAGGCCUUCACGGUCUAGGAGGCGACGGAGAUAUGCCUAAUGGCUGCGUCAGAAAUGGGCCUUUUAAGGAAAGAAUUUUUGUCAUACCUGAAACGAAUGGGGAAGGAUGUUUGCAAAGAAAUUUCAAUCUUUCAUGCCCUCUUCCAAGUAAAGCAACGGUACAGAAGAUGAUAAACGAUGAAAAUUUCACCGCUUUUGAAAUCUUUAUUCGCAAUACAAUUCAUCCGACUUUUCAUGAUUGUGUCGGUGGCCACAUGCUAAAACACCAAACUGCUUCUUUCACUCCUGAGUUUUGGAUCCAUCAUAGCUUUAUAGAUAAACUCUGGACAGAUUGGCAGAUGAAGAGAGACAACCACACUUUUGAGUAUUUCACUGACGUUGCCUUUGAGAUGCCACUAAGUGGUCUGUUUCCAUGGGAACUGCUCGAUAAUCACAACUUACCCGCCGGGAUUAGAAUUACCUAUGAACAGCCAGGAAAUCACGUUCAAGACUUUCGGCUAAACAAUUUUGUAUGAAAACUACAUGCAUGCGAUCAAGUGUUCAAAUCAUGAAUGAAAAUAUGACAUAAAAACACGGCAUGAUUAAAAGGGAAAGAAAUGACAGAG